UCGAUCUGUAGAAAUAUUAAAUGAUCAUUAUUCGUGUGUGUUUUCAUUAUACUUUUGUUCCAUGUCAACGACUACGACGACGAUUCGGAACGAUAAUCGACGAAUAUCAGACGCUCGGUCACCGGAUAAGACGCGUUGCGGUACCCUCGGUAUACCUGCUUUCUGUGUCGUGGUAUAUAAUAUGUCGUAGGUGGUUAUAAUAUUAUUAUAUCAUACUGGGGCUACAACACUGACAAAUACCUACACCGUCUAUCAUAGUAGACGACGUACCGUCCUGCUACACGACUGCAACGACUGCAGCUGCUGCAGUCUCGACCGGAUACCUUUAGCCACCAGUUGCGUACUUGCGUCCUGCAUCGACGGUCAUCGUCAAGUCGUGCGCGCACACAUACGCAAUACACACACACAGCAUUAUCAUAAUUAUUAGGUAAACCGCGAAGUGGAAAUAAUGUUCAGCAGUAAGUGUACGAGUAAGGCCAGGCUGGAUGGAAAAACUGCCAUCGUCACCGGCUCGAACACGGGCAUUGGCAAAGUCACUGCAAAAGAAUUCUAUAGACUAGGUGCGAGGGUCAUAUUGGCGUGCAGGGACGUUAAAAAAGCAGAACAAGCUGUGGAGGAAAUCGUGGCUGAAGUACAGGGCGACGGUGUCGGGCAACUGGUCAUAGAGGCAUUAGAUUUGGCAUCUUUCGCUUCUAUUAAACUCUGUGCGAAAAGUAUUUUACAAAAAGAAAAACAUAUUCACCUGUUGGUGAACAAUGCCGGUGUUAUGACGUGCCCUAAGGGUAAGACCCAAGACGGUUUUGAAACCCAGUUCGGCAUCAAUCACUUGGGACACUUUCUGUUCACAAUGCUUCUGUUGCCAAGAAUCCGACGUUCAACUCCAGCUCGCAUUGUAAACGUAGCGUCUCUGGCACAUGUAUUCGGGUCAAUCAAUUUCAAAGACAUCAACCACGAUGCAAGUUAUUCACCCUCCACAGCUUACAGUCAAAGUAAGCUGGCCAACGUGUUGUUUUCAAAAGAACUGUCGCGAAAACUCGAAGGGACCGGAGUUCACGUGUACAGCUUACAUCCCGGUAUCGUACGCACCGAAUUGACCAGAACACUCGACCAAGUAUACUUUCCAGGUAUGUGGUUCUUGGGUCGUAUCUUCCUCUAUCCGUGGGUCAAGAAUCCGAAGCAAGGAGCUCAGACAACUUUAUACUGUUCGAUAGACGAGAAAUCCGGGACGGAAACUGGACUUUAUUACAGCGAUUGCAAGGUGAAAGAACCGUCCGCGGCAGCCAGAAACCCAGAAUUGGCGAAAAAACUUUGGGAAACAAGCAUAGAAAUGGUCGGCUUAAAGGAUUACGACAUGUUCAACUGCAGCGGAGACGCGCUUCCUGAACCUUUAAAAGACAUCUGAACGAAAAUUGCUUGUCGUUUUUAAAAAUAAUAAUAUGAAUAGUUUCGUUUUGUUUUUUUUUUUAUUGGUUUUUUAAACAUAAUUUUUAAUCCAUUUAUAUUUUUAUAAUAAAGAAACUGUUUUUAUCGAACAUAUUA
Molecule: messenger RNA, 1539 nt
Organism: Metopolophium dirhodum (rose-grain aphid)
Lineage: Eukaryota; Metazoa; Arthropoda; Insecta; Hemiptera; Aphididae
Product: retinol dehydrogenase 11-like
Exons: 7
Coding region: 449-1402 (317 amino acids)
Source: RefSeq, a predicted model, not a curated record